Messenger RNA from Ctenocephalides felis (cat flea), 681 nucleotides. RefSeq lists its product as uncharacterized. The record is from RefSeq and is a predicted model, not a curated record. The transcript is spliced from 6 exons. Bases 92 to 655 code for a protein of 187 amino acids. NCBI's taxonomy places the organism in Eukaryota, Metazoa, Arthropoda, Insecta, Siphonaptera, Pulicidae.
GCCAGACACGUCUCAAGAUGAAAGAAACAUUUAUCUAGACGCAAGUGUCCUUGCUCCUACGAUAGUCUCAAUAAUCAUUGUUUUACUUGCAAUGAUUGGUGUGGCUAUUUGCUUAAAAUUCAAUGCCCGUCGGCUGAACAUGCGUCGUGGUAGCCAAGGACUUUCCCGACCGCAUAUCACGGUUAACGACAAGGAAAUGGUCGCCCAGAGGGAACAAUACUAUUCGGCGGUCAGGAAGCCCCUCGCCCAGAGCCCCUGCAGGGACAGCAACGCCUUGGAAAGGAUACCGGAGUAUUCAGAGGACAUUUAUCCGUACGCAACAUUCCACUUACCAGAGCAAGAGAACAUGUCUGCGAAUUCGAUGCGAUCAUGCGUUUACGAUUCGAGGGACACAAUAUCGACGAAACAGAUUCGUCGAGCUUCUUCCGGAAUGGGAUCUCGAUCGAAAUCGAAAUCUUUCAAAGGCGAAACUGAAGAGUAUGACAGCUUGGGUUCCGACAGCGAUACUCCGAGCGGGGAACAAGCCCGCGGUUAUAGCCCGAGAGUGCGGUCGUCGGAGAAAGAAAGACGAUCGUAUGUGCAGCGACCGGUUCAUCAUAGUAAGUGCCCUGUUUCACAAUCGAGAAACAAACAUAUCAGCAGAUCCAAUUACUGAAGACUCGACAAUAGAAAUUAGCAGAG